Neogale vison (American mink) is the source of this 2961-nucleotide messenger RNA. It is a transcript of the gene FUT1, whose product is annotated as fucosyltransferase 1 (H blood group). NCBI's taxonomy places the organism in Eukaryota, Metazoa, Chordata, Mammalia, Carnivora, Mustelidae. Gene Ontology annotation, biological process: carbohydrate metabolic process. Gene Ontology annotation, cellular component: membrane. Gene Ontology annotation, molecular function: galactoside 2-alpha-L-fucosyltransferase activity. The coding region runs from base 974 to 2209 and encodes 411 amino acids. The record is from RefSeq and is a predicted model, not a curated record. The transcript is spliced from 3 exons.
GGGGAGGGUGAGAGUCUCUGACUCAGCGUUGGUGGCCCAGCCAGGCUCUGGAGGGGGAGCUGAGAGGCAGGAGCCCAAAGGGAAUGAGGGGGUGGGCAGUUUCCUGGAAACCAAAGGUACAGAGACUGGCCACCUGGGUCUGAGCGAGGAGGGCACUGGGGGCCUGAACUUCUCCAACUAAAGAGGGGAGGGGGCUGGGGUUGGAAGUCCAGGGUCUGAGGAAGGAGAGGCCUGGGGGCCCCACUCCUGGGUCUGGAGACAUUUAUGGACAAGUCUCUGGACAGUGAAGUCAAAUCCCUAUUGAAUGUUCAUGCUCACCUGCUGCAGCCGCCCAGGGUGGGGCUGGGUAGGGCCACCUUGACCAUGGGAACAAUUUCAGGUGUGCUGCAAAGCAAAGCCUUUGAAUCCCAACCUGGGACUGUGGGAGGAUAAACAGGCUUCCACUCCCUCCUGCCAGCUCCUUCCGGGCUCAAGGAGAGGCUGCCACCAGGAGGGGCCCGUCUAGAAAGGAGCUGUCGGCACCAGACCAUCCAUUCCCCACGGAGGAGGCUGGGGGCCCCGGCUCUGGCAUCUGGAGGUGUGCGGUGUGGACAGAGGCGAUCAGCGGCACCUGGUGUGCGUGGGGACACCCACAGACCUGAGGCUCCCGCGUCUGGGACCCUGACAGCUGGAGGAGGUUUUCCAUCCGCUCCAGGAGCAGCCUGGCGAACGGGUUCCUCACCCCCACAGGGAGGACGAGGCAGACAGAGGGCGGAGGAUCUUACUCCCAGCCCCGGCCUAGUGUCCGGGGAGUGGCCGGACUCCGAGCCUCCAGGUACCCGGGGCAGGCUGUGAGCCCGGGCGCCAGAGAAGGGGGAGAAGUCCAUGGACCCGAACACCUGGGUCCAGCAUCGCGUCCGGCGCUAGAAGUCCACGUCCACGGAAGGAUGCCGCUGCUGGAGGCCAGCCCUUGGAGCCAGUCGGGGGAAGCGGCAUGGAGGGGAGGGCUGCUGAGCCUUGGGACCUGGAGUUCGGGAUUCCGGGGGCGGCCGGAUGUGGACUGCACUUGAGGACGGCUCGCUGCAGUCUCGCCAAGCCGACUGCGGAUCUGCCAUCCGCCAGAAGCUCAGCCAUGUGGGCCCCCAGCCGGCGGCAGCUCUGUCUGACCUUCCUGCUAGUCUGUGUUCUUUCAGCUGUCUUCUUCCUCCACAUCCACCAAGACCUAUUUCACAGUGGCCUGGACCUGACUGCCCUGUGUCCGGCCCGCCACCUGCUGACACCCCCUGUGGCCGUCUUCUGCUUGUCGGGCACGCCGAUGGCGCCCAACGCCUCCUUUCCCUGUCUCAAGCCCCCUGCCUCGCUCUCAGGAAUCUGGACCAUCUACCCAGAUGGCCGCUUUGGUAACCAGAUGGGGCAGUACGCCACGCUGCUGGCCCUGGCCCAGCUCAACGGUCGCCAGGCGUUCAUCCUGCCCGCCAUGCACGCCGCGCUCGCCCCCGUGUUCCGCAUCAGCCUACCCGUGCUCGCCGCUGAGGUGGAUGGCCGCACGCCGUGGCGGGAGCUACAGCUGCACGACUGGAUGUCAGAGGACUACGCACACUUGGAGGACGCCUUCCUGAAGCUUACGGGCUUCCCCUGCUCCUGGACCUUCUUCCACCAUCUCCGCGCCCAGAUCCGCAGGGAGUUCACCUUGCACGACCACCUACGGCAGGAGGCCCAGGGUCUCCUGAGUCAGCUCCGCUUGGGCCGCGCAGGGGUCCGCCCUCGCACCUUCGUGGGGGUCCACGUGCGCCGUGGGGACUACCUGCAAGUCAUGCCCCAGCGCUGGAAAGGGGUGGUGGGCGAUCGCGCCUACCUCCAGCAGGCUAUGGACUGGUUCCGGGCCCGGCACGAAGCCCCUGUCUUUGUGGUUGUCAGCAAUGGCAUGGCCUGGUGUCGGGAGAACAUCGACGCCUCCCGUGGGGACGUGAUCUUUGCUGGCGAUGGGCAGGAGGGCUCACCGGGGAAGGACUUUGCGCUGCUCAUGCAGUGUAACCAUACCAUCAUGACCAUUGGGACCUUCGGUUUCUGGGCCGCCUACCUGGCUGGUGGAGACACCGUCUACCUGGCCAACUUCACCCUGCCUGACUCCAACUUCCUGAAGAUCUUUAAGCCAGAGGCUGCCUUCCUGCCCGAGUGGGUGGGCAUUAAUGCCAACUUGUCUGCACUCCAGUCGCUGGCGGGGCUGUGAGCAGCAGGGAGACUUUCCGGAAUCGCUGAUCAGUCUCAGGGCGGCAUUUACCUGGCAGCUUCUGGGGAAACCUAUGGGAGCCCCACAGCUGGUGCCCUCCCCCCCAUUUCUAGAGCAGUUCUAGCCGGCUAGACUUCGAGAGAAAGGAGGGCUCUCUGUAGCUGUCUGGACAUUUUAGAACCAGCAGAAGAUCUUUUUCUGUGGGUUGGCAAUGCCCAGAGAGGCUCAUAUCAGUUCUAGAAGGCAGCGCCUACCUGUUCAUCCCAGCCCAUAUCCAGAGUACUUUCUGGCUGGCUGCACCCAAGUCCAGGCAACUCCCCCUUCGAAUGUUGCCCCUGGUCUUCUUGAGAAGAGAGGUCCAGUCCCCAGGACUGAGGGAACUUGUGGGUGUCCUAGAGCAAGCACCCACCAACUCCCGUUCUGUGUUUCUGGAGUCAUUCUAGAAAGCCCCAGCUCGAUUACCUGUGGAGAAUCCUGCAGGGAUCUUCCAGAGGGGUGGGGUUCUGGAAUUCCAGGAGAAUCUCAGGAAGGUACAAUCCAAAUCUUAACACCUCAACCACUGCCGGGAAUAUGGGUAGAAGACAGAUUAUGUGUAGCUAGCUGAGAGCUGACCCGAAAUGUCUGACCUCUCAGCCCCUGAAAAGAAAGACCAAGACUCUUUUUUGAGCAGAUGGACGAAAAUGUGGGAGGUGGCGAGAGGGGGACAGAUUCAGAAGUGUAGCCAGUCCUGGAGUGAAGUUUUUCAGAAAUGU